CUGUGUGAAAUCCGCAUUUGUUCCACUCGACCGUAACUGACGUCGCAGUAGUUUUAUUUAAAUCAACGCUUGAGAAAAGGUUUGCGAUAAAUUGGAAAUGAAUUUUAAAAUCCGCGCUGCAAGAAAAGAGGAUUGUAAGGAUAUAUCUAGAAUGAUUAUGGAGUUGGCUGUGUAUGAGAAAAUGCCUGAACAAGUGAAGAUUUCCAAUGAAGAUUUGGAGCGAGAUGGGUUUUCCCCAAACCCUUUCUUUGAAUGCCUGAUAGCAGAAGUGUCUGAUGAAUAUAUGAACAAAGACGGUAAAAUAUGUAUUGGAUAGGUAGCGGUGGCGAAGCGGUGUGUGAGGCUGCAGUUUUCUGUUUUGGAGUGGAACAAACCAUCACUGGACUUUUAUUUUACCAAGGGUGCAGAGGACCUGACUGCCAAAGAAGGUUGGCACUUCUUACGGUUUCAUGGACAAGCACUAGACCAAUUAGCUAGGGAAGCACCUAAUAAUUAGAUGGUUUUGUAGGCCUUGGUCUUAAAAAAUUCCUCCUGUUCUUAUAAAAUAUAUAAACCCUAACCCUAUUUGCUUUCUUGCAUAACACACUAUACACAUUUUAAGUCACCCAUUUGGACUAUGGCAUUACAGAGAGAAUAAAGAAUCAUUAUG
This is a messenger RNA of Esox lucius (northern pike), 649 nucleotides long. RefSeq names its product spermidine/spermine N1-acetyltransferase family member 2b (gene sat2b). NCBI's taxonomy places the organism in Eukaryota, Metazoa, Chordata, Actinopteri, Esociformes, Esocidae. Gene Ontology annotation, molecular function: N-acetyltransferase activity. The record is from RefSeq and is marked provisional.